This is a messenger RNA of Oncorhynchus keta (chum salmon), 3996 nucleotides long. Its product is annotated as oocyte zinc finger protein XlCOF29-like. Lineage: Eukaryota; Metazoa; Chordata; Actinopteri; Salmoniformes; Salmonidae. The record is from RefSeq and is a predicted model, not a curated record. Gene Ontology annotation, biological process: regulation of transcription by RNA polymerase II. The coding region runs from base 1413 to 3281 and encodes 622 amino acids. Gene Ontology annotation, molecular function: DNA-binding transcription factor activity; RNA polymerase II cis-regulatory region sequence-specific DNA binding. The transcript has 7 exons.
AUCACAGUGUUCAAGAUGGGGCUUGACAGUUAACAUUUUAUAAUAUCAUGUGUCUGUGUGUACAGCAAAGAGUUUCUUAUAAACUUUUAUGCUUUUCAGUUAAAUUUGUGUUUACAGUCAAUGAGGACCUACUGAUAUCCAGUGUUGAAGGCGGGAGAGACUGGACCUCUGAAGCGGCUGGUCACAAACACUGGCCCCGGAUCAGGACCCUGGAUCAGGAGCCGUCCCUUUUCGUUCCCGAGUGUGAACCAGGUCCCAACCGUGAGGGACAGAGACUCCACCACCACAGAGAACACAACCAGUGGACAGGUGGACUGAACAACCUCAGUCCUGGUGGUCAUCAGAGUGACAGAGGUUCCAGUCAGGGAUCCAGUCUGCAGCCCAGAACAUUCUCUUCACAGUCUCAGUGCAGUGAUGAAGCAGGACCUGAGGCUGAUAGAGAUAGACCCUCCUGUUCCUAUGAUGCAAACACCACAGCAUCCAUGAUGAACUGAGCAGGUCAUCUUUGGCUUUAGCCUUCACAGAGGGUGGUGGGAGUCUAACAGGAAGCCUUUCUUCUCCUUCAGGAUCUUGUCUAAUGCCUGGUGACUGGGCUCAAGUCUAGCCUUUCUCAGUUGCCUCAUGGUUACCCCACCAAUACAGACAGGGUCGGGUUGAGCACUCACCAGAAGAAGCACCUAGCCUACAACACAGCACACAAUCCCAACAACACCCAAACAAUGGCUAGAUGUCAAGGAGGGAGCUCAAAGACUAACAACCUGAGGGUGGUGGCUCCUGCUUCUACCUCCUCUGGUGUCAUUGGGUCACAAUGUGGGAGGCUAAGCAUUAGGAUGGACACUGACAAGCCAUAUGCCUACCUCACGUGUGGGAAGUGCUUUGCUAACGCAAACUACAGUAUGUGAAGGAGCACCAGACCGUUCCCACCAAGGAGAGGCCCUACAAGUGUAAACUAUGAUACAAGACCUUCUCCUUCCUGACUAAUGUUAACAGAAAUAGGAGUGUCCACAGUGGAGAUAAGCCACACCACUACGAUUUGAGUUUUACGCAGGGGAUAUCUGGGAACCAUUCUUUCGCUGAGCAUGAAAUAUAAUGAUCAUAGUACAUUUGAUUUGUAAUGUAAUAAGCAGUACCGUAAAAAAACAGCGCGCAUAACUUAAACAUUCAACCACACCCUUUCAGCCACAAUGCCAACCAAUAAGAUCCUUUCUCUUCAGUAUAAACGGAAGUGAACAGUGACCAAGAAUAAUUUCCACAUUAGCGUUUGUCGUUAUUUAGCCGUGCAUUAACACAUUGUAAUUCAAAAUAUGACACAUUUAGCAGCAUAACAUACACCAGGUAGUGUGUAAUUCACGUUGGAGACCGAACUUGGUUGAUAAUUGUUCUCGGUAACUACUAACGUUAGCUAGCGGACAAUGGAUCAAUGUAUGGUUUCUCACACUCAAAUAGCCUCCAUAAUGGAGGUUCUAGCGAAUGCAGCCGUGGCAGAGAUCUGUAAACUCGUAGACGACGACUAUGCAGUGUUUCGUUUGGAAAUCACUCAAAGCCAGAAAGAAAACAGGGCAAUGCGGAGGAAACUACAGCUACUGGAACUGAAGGUAUCACGGGAGCGCGUCCUCGCCAGUCGUCCCAGAAGUGUCAAGAUCCUCGACCGAUACAGAGGAAUGGCAAGAGGUGAAGGACAUCACACUGGAGGCCACAGGGGCAUUGUGAAGCCAGUGGGACACAAUACAUGGCGAGAUGACCAACCAAUCACUGUUGAUGAGGGGAGUGGAACCUCAACCCAGCAUGUUAUUGUGAUAGAGUCGGCACAUGCAGAGGCCUCAGGUCCUGGAAGAUUCUCUCUGGUCAAGCAGGAGAGGACUGAAGGAGAGGACCCACGAGACAGCAGACACAUCCAGACUGGAGAAGAGGCUGGAGUGGAACUCCCUUCGCCCCAGCCCAGGACCCGACGAAACAUCACUGAGGAGGAGGAAGAAGAUCCAGAGGUGCAGCUGGUAAAGGAGGAGGGUUUGGGGAACACUGAGGGGACCAUGGUCAUGGAGGACAACCAGACUACACCUCCUCCUGAAUCCACAGAGGAACCAGCUGAGCAGCACAGGACCACACACAGUCUCAUUGAGUCAGUAGACAUGGAGGAUGGGAAGCCUGAUCUGCUGAUAGUCAAAGAGGAGACAAUAGAAGACGAACCAGAGAGCAUUGAUCUGCUGAGUGGACUAAAGAUGGGGGAGCAAGGUGAUUGGAUGGAGGCUAAAAGAGGAGACUGGACAGCCAUCUCUGAUUCCCAGACCGGUGCAGCCAAGGGCCCAGGGGACAACAUCACAGAGCAGGCCAGGACCAGAGGCGAGUCUGCGGUCCAUGAGGACCAGCUGAUGUCCGGUGUUGCUGACGGGAGAGCCUGGACCUCUGAAGCAGCUGGUCAAAAACCCUGGCUCCAGAUCAGAACCCUGGAUCAGGAGCCGUUGCUCUUCUUUCCCGAGUCAGAACUAGGACUGAACCACGAGGGACAGAGACUCCACCACCACACAGAACACAACCAGUGGACAGGUGGACUGAACAACCUCAGUCCUGGUGGUCAUCCGAGAGACCGAGGCUCCAGUCAGGGAUCCAGUCUGCAGGCCAGACCCUUCUCUUCACAGUCUCAGUGCAGGGAUGAAGCAGGACCUGGGGCUGAUAGAGAUAGACCCUCCUGUUCUUAUGAUACAAACACCACAGUAUCCAUGAUGAACAGAGCAGGUCACCCUGGGCUUCAGCCUUCACAGAGAGUGGUAGAAGACCCUCCUGGCAGUAGUCUAUCAGCAAGUCUGUCUUCUCCUUCAGGAUCUUGUCUAAUGCCUGGUGAAUGGGUUCAGGGGAAGCCUGGGUCCAGCCUUCCUCAGCUACCUCCUGGUUACCCCACAAAUACAGACAGGGCCAGGAUGGGCGUUCACCACAAGAGGUACCUAGCCUAUAACACAGCACACAAUCCCAACAACACCCAAACAAUGGGCAGAGGUCAAGGAGGGAGCUCAAAGACUAACCACCUAAGGGUGGUGGCUUCUGCUUCUACCUCCUCUGGUGUCAUUGGGUCACAACAUGGGAGGCCGAGCAUUAGAACGGACGCCGAUAAGCCGUACGCCUGCCCCACGUGUGGGAAGCGCUUCGCUGAGGCGAGCUAUGUGAAGAAGCACCAGACCGUUCACACCAAGGAGAAGCCCUUCAAGUGCAAACUAUGUUACAAGAGCUUCUCCUUCCUGAGUAACCUUAUCAGACACAGGAGUGUCCACAAUGUGGAGAAAUUGUAGCAGUGUGGCUUGAGAUUUACACGGGAUAUCUGGGAACCAUUUUUUAGCUGACAUAUUAUAGUUAUCGUGUGAAGUGUCUUUGGGUAAGAGAGUAAUUUACCACAUAUCUCUCAUUAACCCUUUGUUAAUUUGUCAAUUGAAACAGGCUUGUGUAAAUCUGUUUUUAGAGAGACAGUAAACCUAGGCUAGAACAAGGACCAUUGUUUUACCUUACUGAGGUGAUGUAGAUGGAAUAAAUUAAUCAUUUUCUCUUCUACUCUAUUCUUGCUAACACACUGUUCUUUCUAAACGAGUCUGCACUCAGCUCGAAAGAUAGCAAUAAUAGAUUGUAUGUGUAAUGUACACUGAACUAAAAUAUAAACGCAACAUGUAAAGUGUUGGUCCCAUGUUUCAUGAGCUGAAAAAGAUCCCAGAAAUGUUCCAGAUGCUCAAAAAGCUUAUUUCUCUGAAAUGUGGACAAAUUUGUUUACAUCUCUGUUAGUGAGCAUUUCUACUUUCCCAAGAGAAUCCAUCCACCUCUCCAGUGUGGCAUAUCAAGAAUCUGAUUAUCAUUAUUUUCUCUUCUGCUCUAUUCUUAUGAACACACUGUUCUUUCCUUACAAGUUAGUCACGAAACGUGGCCUUCAAAUUAUGCCAACACUGUGCACAUAUACAUUCAAUAAUGACAAACCGUCCUCUUACAAGUCAGAAUGUUUAAUAAACUUAAUUUGAACUU